Messenger RNA from Teleopsis dalmanni, 4074 nucleotides. RefSeq lists its product as uncharacterized. The coding region runs from base 1 to 4074 and encodes 1357 amino acids. The record is from RefSeq and is a predicted model, not a curated record. Lineage: Eukaryota; Metazoa; Arthropoda; Insecta; Diptera; Diopsidae. The transcript is spliced from 7 exons. Gene Ontology annotation, molecular function: zinc ion binding; nucleic acid binding.
AUGUUCCAUCUAUCUACAAAUUUGGCGGGUGAGCCGAAAGCCCUCAUACGGCAUCUGCCAAUAUCCGAGCAAAAUUACAAUAUAGCUUGGGAUAUUCUGUCAAAUCGGUAUGACAAUAAACGACUCUUGGUGACACCAUUACUAAAUAAAUUGUUAUCACAACCAAAUAUAACAAUUGAAUCAGCAAGCAGUCUUAAGGGCAUACAUGAUGUUACAAAAAAAUUUUAUUAUGGAUUAGCAGCUCAAGGUAUUGAUGUUAAAUCUUGGGACGCCAUAAUGGUUCACAAGUAUGAUUUACUAAAACGUCAUAAAUUGUGCACAAACUGCAUGAAACCUGGUCAUAUGGCAUUACAAUGCUCCAGCAGGGGUUGUACUAUAUGCCAAAGAAGACAUAAUAUACUGUUGCAUCAAAAUAGACACCCAGUUCAACCAUCAAAUCAUAAGUUAGUUGAAAACACUUCAAGGCCACUUGCACAAACAACUCUAAUGUCGUCCAUGAAUCAUGGUCAGACCAGAUUCGUUCUUUUGGGAACAGCAAAACUUUUAGCAUCUAACUCUAAUGGAAGAACAGUCGAGUGCAUAGCAGUACUGGAUACAAUACUUGAAGCAUUUGUGUUGCCAAAAAUUGUAUCCAAUCAACCAUCACAGCACUUACAAAUUUCAAAUUGGAAUCUGCCCAAUAGCAUCCAAUUAGCAGAUCCUACAUUCUAUAAGUCUGACAAAAUUGAUAUGUUGCUUGGAGCAGAAUUUUAUCAUCAACUCCUAAGUCCUGGUCAAAUACAACUUUCAAGGGAACUACCAAUUCUACAGAACACUGUGCUCGGAUGGAUCGUUGAAGAAGUUGAUAUUCACUCAAAGGUCUUGUCAAUAGCAGAGCAACAAUGUGAAGCUCAAUUCACUCAAACUACAUAUCAGAAUGUUACGGGACGAUUCAUCGUACGUCUUCCUUUUAUAAAUGACAGAUUCGCUUUGGGAGAUUCGAAAGACAUUGCUACAAAUAGAUUUCUAGCACUAGAGCGUAGACUUUCAAAGGAUAGUCACCUCAAACGACAAUACGUAGAGUUUUUAGAUGAAUAUGAAAAAUUGGGACAUAUGACCGAAAUUGAUAUUGAAAGGAUUAUGUCACCACAUUACUUUAUCCCACACCAUUGUGUGCUUAAACCUGACAGUACCACCACCAAGUUACGUGUGGUAUUUGAUGCAUCAUCCAAAACAACAUCAGGGCAAUCUCUCAAUGAUUUACUACACACCGGACCAACUGUUCAAAGUGAAUUACUGUCUAUUUUAUUACGAUUCCGUCUUCCUCGUUAUGUGUUUACAACAGACAUUGAAAAGAUGUACCGACAAAUACUUGUACAUCCAGAAGACGGACAAUUAACAUAUGGUACUAGAUCAGCACCGUGUCUAGCAACCAAAUGUUUGCAAGCUUUAGCUGAUGACAAUAUGCAAAAUUAUCCAUUAGGUGCAUCUGCUCUCAAACAAAACUUCUAUGUAGAUGACUGUUUACACGGGGCAGAUAGUCUAAGAACAUUGUUGGAAACUCAGAGUCAAUUAAAGAAAAUACUGACAACAAGCGGUUUUAAAUUGCGAAAAUGGUGCGCAAAUCAUCCAAGUUUACUACAAGGAAUUCCACACGAUGACCUAGAAGUCAAUUUAGAUUUAGAAAAUAAUAACGAUACAACAAAAACUCUUGGAUUAUCCUGGUGUCCAAAAUCUGAUAGUUUAUGCGUCAAGGUUAAAUUGGAACCUGUUUGCAGCACGACGAAGCGCAGUGCAACCUCAGAUUUAGCAAGACUAUUUGAUCCACUAGGACUUUUGUCACCAGUUGUGAUAUCUCGUCAUAUUUUCAAAGGCGAAGUUCCUGCCAACAUUCAAUUACACAUCUUUACAGAUGCAUCAGGAAAGGCAUAUGGUGCUGCAGCGUAUUUGCGAUCAACAUUUCAGAAUGGUCAAAUCAUUGUACGACUAUUGUGCGCCAAAUCUCGGGUUGCACCUUUGAAAAGGUUGACGUUACCUCGUCUCGAACUUUGUGCAGCUGUGGUUGGCGCAGAACUAGCAACAAAAAUAAAGAACGACCUACAAAUAAGAAAUUACCAGACGUUCUUUUGGUGUGAUUCACAAAUAGUGAUAUCAUGGAUCAACUCUCCAUCAUCAAAGUUUCACACUUUCGUUGCAAACAGAGUAAGCAACAUUCAUCCUUUAACAGCCACAAGUCAGUGGCGCCCCGUCAGUUCGGAACACAAUCCAGCUGACAUUUUAUCAAGAGGCCUUGCACCCCAUAAACUACAGUCAUCAAGUAUGUGGUUUUAUGGACCUAUGUUCCUGUAUGGUCGGGAAGAACUGUGGCCCUCAAAACCAUCAUCAGCGUUAAAAUCCGAAACCCUCAUUGAUCCUGAACGGAAGAAGGAAACUCAAGUAUCUACAUUGUCUGUUGUUGAAGGCACAGCAAAUCCUGGAGAGUUCAUAUAUUCAAUACGACACAACAACUCAUUUGGAAGACUUCAACGGAUAUUAUCGUAUAUAUUAAGAUUCGUAAAAAGAACCAGAAGGAAACAAAAUGAUCAUUCAAGCAAUUUUUUGACUCCAGAUUAUCUAGAUGCAGCACAACAGGUCAUUAUCAAAAGUAUUCAAUAUGCAGAAUUUAAAAAUGAAAUCAAAAUUAUGAAAUCUGAUGGAAGAAUAAAUAAGUCCAGUGCAUUGGCAUCACUGGCACCUUUUAUUGAUAAUACGGGCAUCAUAAGAGUUGGUGGACGUUUGGAUCCUAUGUUGUUGCCUUAUAAUGACCCCAUUGUCAAAUUAAUAAUGGAGCAAGUCCAUAAGAAAUACAUGCACUGUGGUCCGCAGUCUCUCCUAGCUAACAUGCGUCACCGAUACUGGCCAAUUAAGGGCAAAUUGAUGGCAAGGUCAGUAGUACAACAUUGUGUACGUUGUACUAAAGUAAGACCACGAUUUUAUGAACAACUGAUGGGUAAUUUGCCAGCGACAAGAGUACAACCUGGGCGACCAUUCCUCACCACUGGAGUGGACUUUUGCGGACCUUUUUGGAUACAUUACAGAAUCCGAGCAAGCAAUCAAUUACUUGAACUUGCAGACUCAAUUCAAACAAGCAAGGCACAAGAGAAGAUAAUUAACGAAUGUAAUGAAAGAGGAAUAACAUUUAAAUUUAUACCUCCACGUCCACCACACUUCGGUGGACUAUGGGAAGCAGCAGUCAAAUCAGCAAAACACUUAUUGAUACGAAGUACUAAGACGACUUCACUAACAUAUGAGGAACUAGAGACUGUGGUACUAGAAGUCGAAGCAAUACUGAACUCUCGACCAUUGACACCUAUGUCGAGUAAUCCGAAUGACUUGUCAGCACUAACACCUGGUCAUUUCUUAAUCGGAGAACCGCUCACAGCAAUGGCAGAUGCAAAUGUCCAAUCAGGAAAUAUAAAUUUGGUGACAAGGUGGAAAUUAGUUUCUCGCCUCAAAUUGGACUUUUGGGAACGUUGGAAAACCGAGUACCUCACUGAACUACAAUGUCGACACAAAUGGAAAUCAGCCAACCCAAAUAUAAAAGAAGGUACCCUUGUAAUCAUCAAGGAAGACAAUGUUCCUACAUUAAAAUGGCCGCUUGGACGUAUUUCAAAGAGGAACAGAAGUGAAAAGGGGGGAGAAGAGGCUCCGAACCGUGUGGGUGCCAGGGCCACACAGAUAAUCUCGACAAAAGGGCGACAAGGUCAGAAUGUGAACCUGCAAUGCGUAGCAGAAUCAAUAAAAAAUAAAAAAGCAACUUUCAACAAGGAUAUAAGUGUGUUAGGACCUAUGGGUGACCAAGAUAUAGCAGAACAGACAACCGAGAAGCUCGGAAAAGUAUAUAACGCCAUAAUCAUAUGGGUAUUAAUGGGGGUAAUCAUUAUUUUGAACAUCGUCAAAUGGACGAUACACAAAGGAAGGAACUUGGGGAAAAAUGACAACACUAAUGGCGGUUGCAUGUUCGAUGUCGGAAGAAACUGUGGGGUCGGAGAAUCAAGCAGUCAAGUAAAUGAUGACGCAUUUAUAUUAAUACCGUGCGAUCAAUCGGCGAAAUAG